Salvia hispanica is the source of this 1382-nucleotide messenger RNA. RefSeq lists its product as uncharacterized. Lineage: Eukaryota; Viridiplantae; Streptophyta; Magnoliopsida; Lamiales; Lamiaceae. The record is from RefSeq and is a predicted model, not a curated record.
UAGAUCUCUCCACUAAACCCAGGGUUAAUGUCUCUCAUAUUUCCACUCUCAUUGUUCUUCAAUUUUAGCUUCGAGUAAUUCAAUAAGAGGAAAUGUCGUCAAACUCGCCGUGCGCCGCGUGCAAAUGCCUCCGGCGGAAGUGCACGCAGGAGUGCGUGUUCGCGCCGUAUUUCCCGCCGGACAAUCCGCAGAAGUUCACCAACGUGCACAAGGUGUUCGGCGCCAGCAACGUCUCGAAGCUCCUCAACGAAUUGAGCGCCGCCCAGCGCGAGGACGCCGUCAAUUCGCUGGCGUACGAGGCUGAGCACCGCCUCCGCGACCCAAUCUACGGCUGCGUCGGUUUCAUCUCCGUCCUCCAGCAGAGGCUCAGUCAGGUUCAUGCCAAUUUGGAGAAUGCGAAGAAGGAAUUGGCGUCCUACAUCGGCCCGUCCGGGAUGGCUCCAAUGCUGAACCAUCGCGGAUUUGUCCAGCAGCACGGGCCGCAGCAGGCCUAUCAGCUUAUCCCCCAAAAUGUUCAGCCGAUGAUGGGGAUGCAGCUCGUGCUCCGUGAUCAACAGCAUCAGCAACAACAGCUCUUAAUCUGCGAGCAAGAUCAACAUCAACAUCAUCAUCAACAACAGCAACAACAACUCAUGAUGCGCGAGCAGGCGCCACCACAGCAGCAUCUAGUGGCGCAGCAGCAGUAUCUGGAGGCGCAGCAGAUGGCUCGGGAGCAAGAAAUGAUGCAGCAGCAGCAGCAGCAACAUCAUAACCGGAGCAAUGAUUUGAUGAGGUUUAACAGCGAGGGAGGUGGAGGAGGAGGGGCAGUGACUGCCACGGGAUUGAACCAUAUUAGCAGCGGAGGAAGUGGAGGCGGUGGUGUAGCAAUGCAGCAGCAGCCGUCGUUGACGCUGGGGAGCUCUUACGAAGCAAGUCAUCAGCAAUUUCAACAUCAAGAGCAGCACGAGCAUGAGUACGAGCAUGGCCAGCUGCAUCCGCUUCAUCAACUGCAGCUCCAGCAGCUGCAGGAGUACAUCGAGGCUCAGCAGGACAACGAGCGCCGGAUGCAGAAGGGAAAGGGGAAGGCUGACCCUUGCAUUGGCCCUUCCUGUUAAUCUUCUAAUUGCCAAGUAUACAUAUUCACAUGCCCUCGCACCCUUAUUCCAGAAAAUUGGAUAGAGUAAUUAGCUAGCGAAAGGGGAGAGAGAUACAUAGAUGAGAAGUAGAGCUAUAGACAAAUCAUGGAGGCAUUCGCAUGUACGUAAGUCACCAGUAUUUUUUCUAUUAAAUUUGAUGGAAAUUUAACAGUUUCUAGUUGAGGAGUUGAUACAUUAGAAAAGUAGAAGUAGGAUUUAAUGCUAGUGUUGAAUACAUUUUCAAAGAGUUACUUGUUUUUGCCGGAA